UGGGUCCGGCGGUAUGUCUGUGCCCGGGUGGAGCAGGGUCUCCUCUAUAGGUGUCAGUGCGGACAUGUGUCAGGCUUAGGAGGGGGAGGUCCGGGCUGUCCUCUGCUGACAUUUCCCGGCUCCCCCGUGCCCCCGGGCUUCCCUUGCCUCGUCCUUGGGAUGCCGUGCAGAGGAUGGAUGUAGUGUAAUCUGUGCACAGCCCUCUAUCGCUUUUCUUAUGAUCUUCCUCUCAUUACCAUCUCUCUCGGUACCGGCUCAGCAGACUUCUGCCCAGUUGUAUGGAUUGAGCUGCCACAUAUGGAUUACUAUGUAAUUCAUGAAGUUUAUGAUGGUGACUUCUCCCAAGAACAGUUUGAAGCAGAAUUAGAUGCUGCACUGGAACACCAGUAUCAAUAUAUUGUGAUUGAACCAGCACGCCUGGGAGAAGAGACAGCCCGCUGGAUUUCAGUGGGCAAUUGUCUACACAGAACUUCAGUUGUAACAGGAAUUGUUUGUCUUUUGACACCUCUUGGCCUUCCUAGCUCCUCCGUUCAUUAUUUAGGAUUACCAGCCGGAGCCUUAAGUGUGGCAUGUGCUGCCCUUUAUAGUGUAUCCUGGCAGUCUGAUCCAUGUUGCCAUUACCAGGUCGAUCUGAGUGGGGAAAAGCUAGCACUGCUCCCCCCAGGGACUCUAAGGACUUCUUCUCCUGUAGUAUUGGUCCGGAAAGAGGACACGCAACGCAAAAGACUACACAAUUUUAUUGCACUGACUGCCAUAGUAUACUGUACCCAAAAGGUUUUUGAGUUGUGUAUAGACUGGUAGCAUAAAUGUUCUUACAGUAAAGAUACUGACUAAUUA
Rana temporaria (common frog) is the source of this 837-nucleotide messenger RNA. Its product is annotated as transmembrane protein 11-B, mitochondrial-like. Bases 298 to 801 code for a protein of 167 amino acids. Gene Ontology annotation, cellular component: mitochondrial inner membrane. The transcript has 2 exons. Gene Ontology annotation, biological process: inner mitochondrial membrane organization. NCBI's taxonomy places the organism in Eukaryota, Metazoa, Chordata, Amphibia, Anura, Ranidae. The record is from RefSeq and is a predicted model, not a curated record.